Messenger RNA from Peromyscus leucopus (white-footed mouse), 752 nucleotides. RefSeq names its product TP53RK binding protein (gene Tprkb). The transcript has 5 exons. Gene Ontology annotation, cellular component: nucleus; EKC/KEOPS complex; cytosol. Gene Ontology annotation, biological process: tRNA threonylcarbamoyladenosine modification; telomere maintenance via recombination. Lineage: Eukaryota; Metazoa; Chordata; Mammalia; Rodentia; Cricetidae. The record is from RefSeq and is a predicted model, not a curated record. The coding region runs from base 129 to 656 and encodes 175 amino acids.
AGUCAGGCAGGGUCCAGACGCUACGUGCGGGACCCCGGGACAUAAAGUUAUGUUCUUAGCCUCAGCUCCGACUUGCUCCUGAAGGACCCUGUGACCAUCGGGAUAGUAGAGUCCUCCUUGUCUAUGACAUGCAGUUAUCACAGCAGUUGGACCUGUUUCCUGAAUGCAGAGUGACCCUUCUGUUAUUUAAAGAUGUAAAAAAUGCAGGAGACCUGAGAAAAAAGGCCAUGGAAGGAUCUAUCAAUGGGUCGUUGAUAAACCCUAGUGUGAUUGUCGACCCAUUUCAGAUACUUGUGGCCGCGAACAAAGCCGUUCAUCUGCACAAACUGGGAAAAAUGAAGACAAGAACUCUGUCUACUGAAAUUAUCUUCAACCUCUCCCCAAAUAAUAACAUUUCAGAGGCUUUGAAGAAAUUCGGUACCUCAGAAAGUGACACUUCCGUUCUGAUCGUUUACAUUGAAGAGGAAGGAAAACAGAUACACCAAGAACACCUGAUAUCUCAAGUGGAAGGCCAGCAGGUGCCUUUGGAAAGCCUUCCAGAAAUAACAAAGCUCGCAGAAGUCAAAAAGAUAUAUAAACUGUCAUCACAAGAAGAGAGUAUUGGGACGUUAUUGGAUGGUAUCAUUUGUAGAAUGUCAACAAAGGAUAUUUUAUAAGUUGCCUAAAGUAUCAACAGAAAAUCUCAAAGUUAAUCACUAACUGUUGUUUCCUGGUUAUAAAAUGAACAUACUCAUCGCUGGAAAAGGGAAAAA